Messenger RNA from Psilocybe cubensis, 1158 nucleotides. RefSeq lists its product as uncharacterized. Bases 1 to 1158 code for a protein of 385 amino acids. The transcript has 6 exons. The record is from RefSeq and is a predicted model, not a curated record. NCBI's taxonomy places the organism in Eukaryota, Fungi, Basidiomycota, Agaricomycetes, Agaricales, Agrocybaceae.
AUGACUGUCUCGAAAGCUGAAUUCUAUCCAGGCUUCCACAAAUCUCAAAUCCUUGAAAUAAAUUCUACCCUCAAUUCCAGGAUGCUGUCCACCCGUUUCAGCAAGCUCAAUUUAACUGUCUUCAUUGCGCUCAGCCUCGUUCUCAUCCAUAACACUGGCGCAGUCGCCGCGCCUAUACCUGAGCCUGCUGUGGCCCAGUCCCUGACCCUUGCGGCGUCAAGGGCGCAAGACGCGGAGGCGUGGUCAUGGCCGUGGGCUACCACUGAUGAAGACCCACUUGCCGAUGAUCAGAGUCAGAGCCAACAAAGUCACGGUGUGUUGCUGCGCCGCCAGGAUGAUGGAGAAAGUGGAGAAAAUGGAAUAGCUGACGCACGGGAAAUUGAGGAUAUUGAAGAGGAUGCCAAGACGAAGCCAUCCAGCAGGAAAUCGACGGAUAGGUCCAAUUCGAAGGAUAAGUCCGAGAAGUCUAAGGACAAAUUGGACAAGAAAUCAGACAAGGAGAAACCGACCUCUAAGUCCAAGUCCAAAUCCAAGGGUAAGGGGUCCUCAAAAAGUGACGAAUCGAAAGGAGGACUUGACCUUUCUGACCCAUUUGAGGACCUCAAAGCAGGCGCGUCCAUUGCAAGCAUAGCGGAUAUUGCAAGUGACGCACUUCCUGAGGCUGCAGAGUUGCUCGCUCUCAGAGAGGAAGACAAGUCAAAGCCCAAGAAAUCAGAUAAAUCAUCCAAGUCAGAUAGGCAGUCAAAGGAUAGCAAGGAACAAAAGACCAAGAAGCUUAGCAGCAAGACCACGUCGUCAUCUAAGGGCAGUGUCGACGAGGAUAUCUCUAUCGGCGGCGUAGACCUGUCCAACCCCGUCAAAGACCUGGAAGGUGUGUCUGAUAUCGGCGAAAUAGGAAAAUUUGCCUCCACGCUGUUUGGGCGCGAUACCGGUGAGGAAGACAAAAGGAAGAAAGGCAAAAAUGUAAUGAAAGUGGACGAGGAAAUGAAAGUCUUAAAGAAGCACAAGAAGUUGGAGAAGGAGGUUGUUGAUGAGGCGCCUAUGGAUGCUACAGCCUCUGCCCAAAGCAACGCCGGGACUGAUGUUGCUAUUGGUGGGACUACCAUUGCGACUAUCAAAAAUAUUACUCCAGAUAACGGCGACGACGACAGUGCUUGA